Pyricularia pennisetigena is the source of this 1683-nucleotide messenger RNA. RefSeq lists its product as uncharacterized. The record is from RefSeq and is a predicted model, not a curated record. NCBI's taxonomy places the organism in Eukaryota, Fungi, Ascomycota, Sordariomycetes, Magnaporthales, Pyriculariaceae. Gene Ontology annotation, biological process: regulation of transcription by RNA polymerase II. The coding region runs from base 1 to 1683 and encodes 560 amino acids. Gene Ontology annotation, molecular function: zinc ion binding; DNA-binding transcription activator activity, RNA polymerase II-specific. The transcript has 2 exons.
AUGGUGAUGAAGAGGAAAGCACACAGCAAGUCGCGCAACGGGUGUAGGAAUUGCAAAAAGCGACACGUCAAGUGUGACGAACAAGGACCGCCGUGCCUCAACUGCGUGGUUCGGGAGACGCAGGAUACUUGUACAUAUGCUCAACCGCCGCAGCAGCAACAAACAAGGAGCUCAGCAUCAACCCUCUCGCCGGGGUUUGUGACACCCGAUGGGACCCACAACUGCACCGCCGGCGGUAGGCCGCCAAGGAUACCGGUGUCGCCCGCGGGGAGAUUCCUCUCCCCUUCGUCCUCCGGGUCGUCGUCGUUGACGUCGUCCGCAUCCGAAACAGCGGCGGCCGACGCCCGGCGGCUGAUGGACGUGGAGCUCAUGCACAGGUGGUCGACCAUCACGUACAAGUCGUUCGUAUCGAUUGCUGAGGACCGCUAUUAUCUCCAGACAGAGGUGCCGCUGGCAGCGUUCAAGCACGAAUAUCUGCUGAACGGCAUACUGGCCCUGACGGCUCUGGAAAAGGCCUUGACCGAGGCGACGGACAGCACCCCUCCUGCAGACGACGAGGUGGUGGACGAAGCACACGUGCCGCUGACCGUUUCAGACUCAGUCGGUUCUCUUGAGAGGCCCAGCGAAGAGGUCAGAACUUAUGUCCGCGCGGGCUUGGACUAUUAUGGCAGAGCGAUCCGGGCAUUCAGGGAAAAACUGUGCGGUAUACUUGGGCCGGAGGACCAGCAUCCUCUGUUUUUCAUGGCGAUGUUAGCACCGCUCAUCAACCUAAUCAUACCGCGAUCUCUCAAGUUGCUAAACCAAGAAAGAGCUGAAGGGGGUAAAGAUUCUUGGAGUGGUGGUCGUAUUGACAGCGGGGACUCGCAGGCGCACAGCUCAAUUGCACAGGCGUUGGGGAUAUUCGAACUGUUCCACGGGUUGAGUUCCAUCAUGAGGAUGGACUGGGGUGGCAUACUCAACAGCCCUGCCGGUCCAUCAAUAACCGCAGCCCUCAAACUCGGCCCGCCAGACGUCCACUCGCUUGAUCCAGACACGAACAAGGCCCUGAACACGCUCAUGGCCGUAGCGGCCUCGCUCGCAUCAUCAACCAACAACGCAGCAGCCGGUCAGGACCGGACAGACCAGGAAGACGUCAAGCAGGGAUCCAGGGCCAUCACAGCGCCUGUGGAAGAGCUCUUGGCGGUCGCCGACUUCGACAGCCUCCACGACGGGCGUCUCUCGGGCUCGAUCCCCGAGCCGCAGCCCAGCCUGGCGACCAAGUCUGUCGCACUGGAGCUCAGCGGCGAGGUCCCCCAGCGCACCAAGGCCGAGCAGCGGCGCGACAUGUACAUGAACGAGGUGUUUUACCUGCGGUACUGCUUCGCCGAGACGCAGCGGGCGGCGUACAAGUUCUCGGGCCUGGGGUGGCCGUGCAUGGGUGGACACGAGUUCACGCGCGCCCUGGCACGCAGGGAGCCGUUUGCCCUGCUGCUCCUUGCCUUUUGGGGCGUCCUCAUCGGCCGCGAGAGCAACUCGACCUGGUGGACGGGCUCCAUCGGGGCGGACCUGGUCGCCGAAAUCUCAGAGGCCCUCGUCCUCCUCGAGAUGAGGGGCCAGCUUGGGGAUGGCUUUGCGAGCAUGCCCGAGUGGAGGGCCAGUGUGUCGUGGACGAGGACGCAGAUCGGGCUCACGGCGAUUUCGUAG